AUGCUCCGAGUAGUGUGUCUACUGAUCGCGUGGGGCAUCCUGCUCGCGCGUGCAAAUCGCGACGCUAAUCGGUUAUUUGAAGACCUGUUAGCGGAUUAUAAUAAACUAGUGCGGCCCGUCGACAAUAACAGCGAUACUCUUGUAGUGAGAUUUAAACUUAAACUCAGUCAACUUCUAGACGUGCACGAGAAGAACCAAAUCAUGACAACAAACGUCUGGUUACAACAUAGUUGGACUGAUUAUAAGCUUCGAUGGGAUCCAGAAGAUUAUGGUGGUGUUGAUGUUCUAUAUGUUCCAUCCGAUACGAUAUGGUUACCGGACAUAGUCUUAUAUAAUAAUGCUGACGGUAAUUAUCAAGUAACAAUUAUGACAAAAGCUAAAUUAUCAUAUAAUGGUACGGUAGAGUGGGCACCACCAGCUAUAUACAAAAGUAUGUGUCAAAUAGAUGUUGAAUUCUUUCCUUUCGAUCUUCAACAAUGCGAAAUGAAGUUUGGUUCAUGGACGUACGGAGGUCUCGAAGUCGAUCUGAUACAUAAAGAUGAGCAUUUACAACGAAUUGUUGAAGAAGAAGUUGAAGGGGUUGAUGGUCCGAUACAGGAAUCUGUUUGGAUUGUAGACGAAGGAAUUGAUUUAAGUGAUUACUAUCCGAGUGUCGAAUGGGAUAUACUCAAAGUACCUGGCAAAAGACAUUCCAAAAGGUAUCCAUGUUGCGAGAGUCCAUUCAUAGACAUUACCUAUGAAAUUCAUUUGCGACGAAAAACACUAUUUUAUACCGUAAAUCUCAUUUUUCCAUCUGUUGGCAUCAGUUUCUUGACGGCACUCGUCUUCUACUUGCCAUCAGAUGGUGGAGAGAAAAUAUCGUUAUGUAUUUCCAUUCUCAUUUCGCUUACAGUCUUUUUCUUGUUGUUAGUCGAGAUCAUUCCCUCUACUUCGCUCGUCAUACCAUUAAUAGGCAAAUAUCUUCUUUUUACAAUGGUUCUUGUAACAUUGAGUGUUGUCGUAACCGUUGUUACUUUGAACGUUCACUACCGUUCACCAACAACACAUACGAUGCCACAAUGGAUUCGAAAACUAUUCAUUGACUUCCUUCCUCGAUAUCUGCUAAUGCAGAGACCAACGCCUCCGUCACAAAAGGCGAAAUUGGACCAACGUACGGCUGCCUUUUCACUUCCGCCAACAAACAGUUUUGCUUCUCCUCUACUCGAUCAGAAUAUGGACUUACUCUCACCCACAUAUGGCACAUCUUUUGCCGGUGCCUCAGGUGAAGAAACAUCGUUCAUUUCCGGACAGAGGGAUGUUUCACCAGUACGUUCUGCUGUUGAAAGUGUAGCAUAUAUAGCAGAUCAUUUGAAGAAUGAAGAAGAAGAGAAACAGGUUGUGGAGGAUUGGAAAUACAUAUCGGUAGUGAUGGAUAGGAUAUUUCUCCUUCUUUUCACAUGUGCCUGUGCACUUGGGACAGUGGUGAUCAUCUGUAGAGCUCCGUCUAUCUAUGACACAACAAAACCUUUAGCUUAA
This is a messenger RNA of Auanema sp. JU1783, 1515 nucleotides long. Lineage: Eukaryota; Metazoa; Nematoda; Chromadorea; Rhabditida; Rhabditidae. The record is from the annotation of a GenBank genome assembly.